AUGUACAACCUCAUUACUCAACAUAGAAAGAAAAAGGUGAAGGGUGGUGAUGCAAAUGCUACAAUAAGCUACCUGAGAGGUAAAGCUGGGAAUGAUUCUUAUUUCUUUGGCAAGAACGUCUACAAUAAACCACUUGUGAUAUUUUCUAGUAGCAAUCAUCAUGGGCAGACCGUCAUAUUUGGAUGUGGUCUUCUUGUUAAUGAGGAUAUUGGUUCAUACAAGUGGCUCUUGGAAACUUUUUUGGAAGCAAUGGGGAAUAAACACCCUAUGGCAGUUGUCACCGAUGGAGAUCUUUCAAUGAGAGAAGCCAUUAAACAUGUCUUUCCUUAUGCAACACAUCGACUAUGUGCAUGGCACUUACAUAGGAAUGCAUGCGAGAAGGUUAAGAACAGUGAAUUUUUAAAUGACUUCAAGAAAUUGAUUUAUGCUAAUGUGAGUGUUGAAGAGUUUCAGGUCAUGUGGGGAGACAUGGUGGUGAGGUAUAACUUAUCAAGCAAUUCUUGGGUCGACCAAACCUUUGAGUUGAGGAAUUUAUGGGCUCUUGCAUAUUUGAGGGACCAAUUUUUUGGGCAAAUUAGGACAACAUCCCAGUGUGAAGGGAUUAACUCUCUGAUAAAAGCAUAUGUGAGAAAGAAAGAUACCCUUCUUGAAUUCAUCAAUAACAUGGAGACCGUUGUUAGCCAUUACAGGAACAAUGAAAGAGUUGCAGAGUUCAAUAGUAAAUAUACCGAUCCAGUACUUGUGACUUCUUUGCCGACACUUGAAGAUUUUACUGCAAAGACUUUAUCUUGUAACAUGUUCUGGGAGGUCAAGAAGGAAAUUGAGGGUGCUUGUGCUAUGAAUACAGAGUUGGUAAUUCAGGAUGGUGGAAAACUAUACUUCAAGUGUAACAAUUUUGGAGUGCCAGAGAUUGAUCAUGUGGUUGAGUUUGACAGAGUUGGGGGGAUGCUUCAUUGUGAGUGUCUGUGGUUCGAAAAUAGAGGGAUUCCCUGCAUGCACAUAUUCGCAUGCCUAAAGCACCAACACGUUAAAGUUAUUCCAGAAAGCUUAGUUUGCAAGCGUUGGAAGAAGAAUGCCAAGAGCGAUUUCAUGAAGUCAAACGUCGAUGAUCCAAGUAAUUCUGAUAAGGUACUAAAGUGUCGUUUGGGUGUGUUGGGUGCUGAGUGUUUUAGGUUGAUGGAUGUUGCAUGUAAGAACUCAAGUGAUUUUGUCGAAGCAAUAAAUGAUGUUGUCAACACAAUUACAAAACUCCAAAAGCGAGGUGAAAAUUCACACAAAGGUAAUUUAGACGAUGACUACGUUGUUGACCCAUUGGUGGUGAAGAGUAAGGGAGCUCCCAAUAAAAACUCAAAAUUUAAGCAACGUAGAAGGUGUUCAAACUGCGAUGUGAUAGGGCACUACAACAAAAGUUGUCCUAAUGUUCCUGGAAGAAUCCCAAAGGAGCCAGUAGACGAUGAUACAGAAAAGAAUAUCAGCAGCCAUCUUGACAUCCUCACUAAGCGUAAAAGUCAUGACAGUAUGAAAAAUCAGCAGAAGAUGGAAAAAGAUAGGAACAUUGGUGGUGGAACAGCACCAACCUCAGCAGCUAAAUCGGCUUUUACUGAUCAAGUGAAAACAUCAAGUCCUGGUCCCUAUAUCCCGGUUUGUGCAUCUACAAGUAACGAAGAGUCCGGGAUGAGUUCCAGAACAACUGAGUCUCCUGUUGUAGCCCCUGAAACUGGAAUGGCAGAUUGA
Arachis ipaensis is the source of this 1734-nucleotide messenger RNA. Its product is annotated as protein FAR-RED IMPAIRED RESPONSE 1-like. The record is from RefSeq and is a predicted model, not a curated record. NCBI's taxonomy places the organism in Eukaryota, Viridiplantae, Streptophyta, Magnoliopsida, Fabales, Fabaceae. Gene Ontology annotation, biological process: regulation of DNA-templated transcription. Gene Ontology annotation, molecular function: nucleic acid binding; zinc ion binding.